AUGUCUUGUGUAUCAUCACAAUGCUUAAUCACAAUCAAAAGCAUUUGCAUUGUGUUACUAUUAUUAUUAUCGAUUACUCGUGGAGCAAUUUCUGCAAAUUCAAAUUAUGGAGAAGCUCUCACGAAAAGUCUUUUGUAUUUUGAAGCUCAACGCUCUGGAAAAUUGCCAUCGAACCAAAGAGUUACUUGGAGAGGAGAUUCUGCACUCAGAGAUGGUUCUGAUGCUCAUAUUGAUCUCACUGGAGGGUAUUACGAUGCCGGAGAUAAUAUGAAGUUUGGAUUUCCUUUGGCGUUCACGACAACAAUGCUAGCUUGGAGUAGUGUAGAGAUGGAAUCACAGCUUAAGGCCCACCAUGAGCACGAAAACACCCUCGCGGCUCUCAGGUGGGCCACUGAUUAUCUCAUUAAAGCCCAUCCUGAGCCCAAUGUCCUGUACGGACAAGUGGGUGAUGGCAACUUGGAUCAUGCCUGCUGGAUGAGACCCGAGGAUAUGACUACUCCGCGCCCUUCAUACCGCAUUGAUGCUCAGCAUCCUGGUGCUGAUCUCGCGGGUGAGACAGCAGCAGCGAUGGCUGCAGCUUCUUUGGCCUUUGCGCCAUCUGAUGCAGCCUACGCCAAAACACUUAUUGGUCAUGCAAAAGAUCUAUUUGAAUUCGCUAAGGAAUACCCUGGGGUCUAUCAUUACUCCAUUCCUAACGCGGGUGGCUUUUACCCUAGUAGUGGUUACGAAGAUGAGUUAUUGUGGGCCGCUGCUUGGCUUCACCGUGCCACUGGAGACCAGACAUAUCUUGAUUAUCUAACAGAAGCUUCUAAUAAGGGAGGUGCGAGGUUCGUUUUCGCGUGGGACGAUAAGUUCUUGGGAGCACAAGUCUUGGUAGCUAAGCUUGUUUUUGAAGGAAAAGUGAAGAACGAAGGGAAGAUGAUAGAGUACAAGAGUAUGGCAGAGCAAUUCAUCUGCAACUGUGCUCAAAAGGGUUUCAACAACGUUAAAAAGACUCCAGGAGGUUUGCUCUGGUUUUUGUCCUGGGACAACCUCCAAUACACAGCCACCGCUUCUUUCGCCUUAGCCACUUAUGCGAAAUACCUCGAAGCUGCACAAACAUCGAUUCAAUGCCCCAAUGGUGGUGUCCUUCAAGCUUAUGAUCUUCUUAAACUAGCUCGGGCCCAGGUAGACUACAUACUUGGGUCAAACCCCAAGAACAUGAGCUACAUGGUUGGAUACGGGACCAAUUAUCCUAAAAGACCACACCAUAGAGGAGCCUCUAUAGUGUCAAUCAAGAAUGAUCCUAAACCGGUGACAUGCAAUGGAGGGUUUGAAGCUUGGUACAACAACCCUAAACCGAAUCCUAAUGUUUUGGUUGGAGCAAUUGUAGGUGGACCGGACGAGUACGAUGCUUACGGAGAUGAACGGUCUGAUUUUCAGCACGACGAGCCCGAUACCGUCACGGUUGCUCCUUUGGUUGGUGUUCUGGCUGCCAUUGCAUGACCUUAAUUAUUAUCUCUCUUUGUUUCUAGCUAAUGUUAUUUUCUUUGGACUACAUUUCCCUAAGACGCUCUAGCGACUAACGUUUUAGGUCUAAGGGUAGAGAAACAAAAAUUUGAUUGUUAAAAUAACUUGAUUUAGUGAGACAUUUUGAAGACUUAGGUUUUUACU
This is a messenger RNA of Arabidopsis lyrata subsp. lyrata, 1653 nucleotides long. RefSeq names its product endoglucanase 15. The record is from RefSeq and is a predicted model, not a curated record. The coding region runs from base 1 to 1485 and encodes 494 amino acids. Lineage: Eukaryota; Viridiplantae; Streptophyta; Magnoliopsida; Brassicales; Brassicaceae. Gene Ontology annotation, molecular function: hydrolase activity, hydrolyzing O-glycosyl compounds. The transcript is spliced from 4 exons. Gene Ontology annotation, biological process: carbohydrate metabolic process.